Messenger RNA from Exophiala viscosa, 1452 nucleotides. RefSeq names its product Tctex-1 family-domain-containing protein. Gene Ontology annotation, biological process: microtubule-based movement. Bases 1 to 1023 code for a protein of 340 amino acids. Gene Ontology annotation, molecular function: dynein intermediate chain binding. The transcript has 2 exons. Gene Ontology annotation, cellular component: cytoplasmic dynein complex; cytoplasm. Lineage: Eukaryota; Fungi; Ascomycota; Eurotiomycetes; Chaetothyriales; Herpotrichiellaceae. The record is from RefSeq and is a predicted model, not a curated record.
AUGUCGACCCUACUACGGAAGGUCAAAUCGACCAUUGGACAGGCGACAGACUCGAGGUGGGAUGAAACAAUCAACAGACCUGCGACCAGAAAUCGAUUACACAGAGCUCAACACCGUGCUUCCGAACGGCCUUCUCAAAAUAGCAUUGUUACCGUGAACCAGGUCCAACCCGAGCAUCCUCUUAACGAAUUUCGGAGACGACUUGCCCGGAAGGCUUCGACGUUUAGUCUACGUGCGAAGCGGUGGAGGGCUGAAUAUCACACUCAAGAUCAAGAGGAGGCAGUCAAGCAGGAGGACAAAGAAGACGGGGAGACGUUCGCCAGUAGCCGGGAAACUGUUGUCGGGAUCAGAAACGAGACAGUCAACACCACCCCACAAGCGGAGGGUCGAACAACAACCGAUCGUGACACGCAGACAAUUUCCUCUGAAACGAUACUCAAGCCUGAAACAGACGAAGAUACCGUCGAAGACACCGCCGAAGACUUCUCAUUGCCUUUUGCGUACACGAAGUCCUCAGUCUCGAGAGAUCCUGUGCUAGAACACAUCCGAGAACAACAGGAGAAGUACUUGUGUAAGGACGAAGCAGACGGCAAGACCUGUGUCAAGAUGGCUUCGGAACAAGCGGCACCACCUGUCCCUUACACUCGGCUGAAGGAGAUCACAGAGAACGCCUGCGAGGCUGCUCUCUCCGGAGUCACUUCAUAUUCCCAUCCCGACACCGAGUCCUGGAACACCACCAUCAUCAACAGCAUCCUAGGCGCCCUGGUUGAUGAGACUGGCAAACUAGCCGGAGGGGCCCCUACUCAACCACAGUUCAAGUACGUCGUCAACAGCACCAUCAUUCAACACGCCUCGAGUUCAUCGGACGACGCCAAGAAAGCAAAGGGUCGCCGAGGCAUGCACGCCGCCAGCGGAGCGUACUGGAACAAUGAAAAGGACGGCAUGUGGAGCUACAAGUAUCCCGGCGCGGAAAGCAAAGGUCUGGACGUGGUGAUUGGAAUCAUCUGGAUCUGGGUUGGUUAGAAGCCGGACUCAAGGCACGAGGACUAUUUUGGAGAAUGGGACUUGCAGGGUAAAGCAAAGGGUGUCAAUGAAGAAGAGCCAUGGUCGAGCGAUGGUUCAGCACGGUCAUGAGGGUAGCAGGACACCUUGCCGUGCGAGCGGUCUUUUGGGCUAAUGGGCCUGGACACGGAAAAGUUAUCCAAGAGCUGCUUCGAUCAAGGGGCCCAUGCAUGAGACAGGACAUAUCGAGGCUACUGGGGUGACAUUCAUAGUGAGUAAGAAGCCAUUCGGACUACUGGCUAGUAUGCAAAAGUUACUGAGUAAGCUAUCUCCCAACAUGCAUGCAGCCGAGGGCGGUCUAAGGGUAGCGAGUGGUAAGCGAGAGACAGUGAAUAGUCUAAAUCAAGGUAAUGACAGCCUUGCCAAUGUCAAAACAAGAUGACGCCCUGC